Messenger RNA from Camelus dromedarius (Arabian camel), 1883 nucleotides. It is a transcript of the gene RHCG, whose product is annotated as Rh family C glycoprotein. Gene Ontology annotation, biological process: ammonium transmembrane transport; ammonium homeostasis. Gene Ontology annotation, molecular function: ammonium channel activity. Gene Ontology annotation, cellular component: apical plasma membrane; plasma membrane; basolateral plasma membrane. Lineage: Eukaryota; Metazoa; Chordata; Mammalia; Artiodactyla; Camelidae. The coding region runs from base 34 to 1413 and encodes 459 amino acids. The transcript has 11 exons. The record is from RefSeq and is a predicted model, not a curated record.
CGGCCGCCCGCCCCGGCCAGGCGCCCUUGCAGCAUGGGCUGGAACACCAAUCUCCGCUGGCGGCUGCCGGUCAUCUGCCUGCUCCUGCAGGUGGUCCUGGUGGUCCUCUUCGGUGUGUUCGUGCGCUAUGACCCGGAUGCCGACGCCCACUGGAUCGAGGAGAGGUUGUCUAAGAAUAUGUCCAGCGACCUUGACAACGAAUUCUACUUUCGCUACCCGAGCUUCCAGGACGUGCACGUGAUGAUCUUCGUGGGUUUCGGCUUCCUCAUGACCUUCCUGCAGCGCUACGGCUUCAGCGCCGUGGGCUUCAACUUCCUUCUGGCGGCCUUCGGCAUCCAGUGGGCGCUGCUCAUGCAGGGCUGGUUGAACUCUUUUGAAGGAAACUACGUUCUCGUGGGCGUGGAAAACCUCAUCAACGCGGACUUCUGCGUGGGCUCUGUCUGUGUGGCCUUUGGGGCAGUUCUGGGCAAAGUCAGCCCUGUCCAGCUUCUCAUCAUGACUCUCUUCCAAGUGACCCUCUUUGCAGUGAAUGAGUACAUUCUCCUCGAGCUGCUAGAGGUGAAGGACGCAGGGGGCUCCAUGACCAUCCACACAUUCGGUGCCUACUUUGGGCUCACAGUGACCCGGAUCCUCUACCGACCCAACCUAUAUCAGAGCAAGGAGAGGCAAAGUUCUGUCUACCACUCGGACCUCUUUGCCAUGAUUGGCACCCUCUUCCUGUGGAUGUUCUGGCCCAGCUUCAACUCAGCUGUGUCCAAUCAUGGGGAUGCCCAGCACCGAGCUGUCAUCAACACCUACUGCUCCUUGGCAGCCUGUGUGCUCACCUCGGUGGCGUUAUCCAGCGCCCUGCAGAAGAAGGGCAAACUGGACAUGGUGCACAUCCAGAACGCCACGCUCGCAGGAGGGGUGGCCGUGGGCACUGCUGCCGAGAUGAUGCUCAUGCCUUACGGCGCCCUCAUCGUUGGCUUCAUCUGCGGCAUCAUCUCCACCCUGGGUUUUGUGUACCUGACGCCAUUCCUGGAGUCCCACCUGGGGAUCCAGGACACAUGUGGCAUUCACAACCUGCAUGGCAUUCCUGGCAUCAUAGGUGGCAUUGUGGGUGCUGUGACAGCGGCCUGUGCCAACACUGAGAUGUAUGGGCAGAAAGGGCUUGCCCACGCCUUUGACCCUGAAAGUUUCAAAGCAAGCUGGACUGCAAGCUUGCAGGGCAAGUUCCAGGCUGCCGGCCUCUUCGUGUCACUGGCCAUGGCCCUGGUAGGCGGCUUCAUUGUAGGGUUCAUUUUGAAAUUACCAUUCUGGGGACAAGCCGCUGAUGAAAACUGUUUUGAGGAUGCAGUCUACUGGGAGAUGCCCAAGGAACAGAACAUUACCCACCAUUCUGAGGAUCCCACCCUCAAGCCCUCAGAACCUUAACCUCCCAGGGCAAGUGAGAAGCAGGCUCCACAGACUGGCGCUCCCCAAGAAGCCAGUGCCGAUCAAGCUGGGAACACAAGUGCAAGGCGAGCAGAAGCCCUGGCUGCUGACCUGGUCCAGGACGCCUCCACCCCUCCCUCCCCCUUCAUCCCAGGGGGCCUGCCUGGGAAUGGAGGAGGAGUUGUAGACAAAGUGGGCACCCAAGCCAGGUCCUGGCUGUAGGAGGCCUGCCAUCAGGAUCCUUGGUGGCCACAUCUUGAGAAAAGCAGGCCAGAGUGAGGCUGAGGGCUGGAGGUGGACCCGAGCCCUUCUAGGAGACAACUUAACUGCCGGCUGCCAACUACUGGGCUCUUCCACUCCCUGCCUGCCCCUCAGCCAAUACCUUCCACACCCACCGAGUCCCCCGGACCUCUCUGUGCCAUGCAGAUAGUGGCCUCCAUGAAUAAACGUUCUUGGUGUUCUUUGCAGAA